Molecule: messenger RNA, 2063 nt
Organism: Drosophila subobscura
Lineage: Eukaryota; Metazoa; Arthropoda; Insecta; Diptera; Drosophilidae
Gene: Ir75d
Product: glutamate receptor 1
Exons: 3
Coding region: 55-2004 (649 amino acids)
Cellular component (GO): membrane
Molecular function (GO): ligand-gated monoatomic ion channel activity
Source: RefSeq, a predicted model, not a curated record
AGCAGCAACAUCCGCGAGGGAGCAGCAGCGCCAUGGGGCAAUCAGUUGCCGGAUAUGCUAGUCGCUUACUAUCGCCACCAUGGCGUUCACAGUCUGAUGCUGGUCGUUUGUCACACGGACAUUGGUGAAUUAAACCCUCCUUGCAUGCAAUGUGCUUUCUUUUCGUGUUUUUCGUGGAAAUUUAUGUCCUUGUUGAUUCCCCUUGCAGCUGAUGCACGUCUUCGGAUGCUUUGGCAGCACUUUAACCUCAACAACAUCUAUGUGCAGGUCAGUACGGAGCAAACGCUGCGGGACCUUCGGCAUGUCGUUGCUCUGGACGAGCUAAGGGAGGCCCCACCGCCGCAGAGUUUCAACGCCAACAACUCUAGCCACUGGCAGACAUCGUUCCAGCUCCCAAUGCUGCCCUAUAAGCUGGGCAUCCUCCUCCUCGAAUUCAGCAGUUCGUGUGCUCAGAAUCUGCUACGUUGGUCUGCCGCCACGGAGCACAACUACUUCACCACGAAUCGUUUCUGGUUGCUGCUCACCGAGGAUCUCGGGGACAUUGAUCUGCUGCACGAUGCCGAAAUAUUUAUCCCGCCCGACAGCGAGCUGCGCGUGCUCCACUACAGCCAAGAGGAGAGUAACUUUUCAGCCAGCCUUAUAGACCUUUACAAAGUGGCUGCCUGGAAGCCACCGAAGCAAACGCUGGUGGGUCAACAUCUGCGUAGUGCGCGGCACAUCAGCCAUGCCCUGCGGCACUUUGGUUCGGCCAUCACCUACAGGCAGAAUCUGGAGGGGAUUGUCUUCAAUACGGCCAUUGUAAUUGCCUUUCCGGAUCUGUUUACCAACAUUGAGGAUCUGUCGCUGCGGCAUAUCGACACCAUAUCGAAGGUCAAUCAUCGACUGAUGGUGGAGCUCGCCAAUCGCUUGAAUAUGAGUUACAACACCUAUCAGACCGUCAACUAUGGCUGGCGACAGGCGAAUGGCUCCUUUGAUGGUCUCAUGGGUCGCUUUCAGCGCUACGAACUGGACUUUGCCCAGCUGGCGAUCUUCAUGCGCUUGGAUCGGAUCGCUCUGUGCGAUUUUGUUGCGGAAACGUAUCGGGUGCGGGCUGGCAUUAUGUUCCGACAGCCACCAUUGUCCGCUGUGGCAAAUAUCUUUGCCAUGCCCUUCGAGAACGAUGUGUGGGCGUCCAUACUGUUUCUGCUGAUCAUAACGACAGUGGUGCUGGUGCUGGAGCUGCUCUUCUCGCCGCACACCCACGACAUGGCCUACAUGGACACGCUGAACUUUGUCUGGGGUGCCAUGUGCCAGCAGGGCUUCUAUGUGGAGGUGCGCAAUCGCUCGGCCAGGAUCAUUGUGUUCACCACCUUUGUGGCGGCUCUCUUUCUGUUCACCUCGUUCUCUGCCAACAUUGUGGCCCUGCUGCAGAGUCCCUCGGAUUCCAUCAAAUCGCUGGCCGAUCUCGGACAGUCCCCACUGGAGAUCGGCGUGCAGGACACUCAGUAUAACAAGAUCUACUUCACAGAGUCCACGGAUCCGGUGACCAAGAAUCUCUACCACAAGAAGAUCGCCUCCAAGGGCGAUCAUGUUUAUAUGCGUCCCAUUUUAGGCAUGGAAAAGAUGCGCACGGGCCUCUUUGCCUAUCAGGUGGAGCUGCAGGCGGGCUAUCAAAUUGUCAGCGAUACAUUCAGUGAGCCGGAGAAGUGUGGCCUAAUGGAGCUGGAGCCGUUCCAGCUGCCCAUGCUGGCCAUUCCCACAAGGAAGAAUUUCCCCUACAAAGAACUCAUCCGCAGGCAAUUGCGCUGGCAGCGUGAGGUGAGCCUGGUGAAUCGCGAGGACCGCAAGUGGAUACCGCAGAAGCCGAAAUGUGAGGGCGGCAUGGGUGGCUUUGUGUCCAUUGGCCUCACCGAAUGUCGCUAUGCCCUGGGCAUCUUUGGCUGUGGCGCAGCGGCCAGCUUUGGUGUUUUUCUCUGGGAGUUCAUCUUGAAGCACUUUAGGGGCGUCUUUCGGAUGCGGCACUAGGCUGCCACACACAGAGUCAUUUAUUUAGAAAGUGAAAAUUAAAGUUAUGUUGGUAUGGA